This is a messenger RNA of Strongylus vulgaris, 600 nucleotides long. The record is from the annotation of a GenBank genome assembly. NCBI's taxonomy places the organism in Eukaryota, Metazoa, Nematoda, Chromadorea, Rhabditida, Strongylidae.
UGCGAUCUCGCCUACAACGGAAACAUAGAGAAUGUUCGUUUUGUGGUUGCAUUGUGCUCCGUGUGCCUAAUUAAGGAAAUAAUGCUAGUAGUGAAAACUUGUAUAGACAUUCCGAAUGAGUUGAAGAGACGUCCAAGUGCCCCACCGUCAGCGGCCCGUUCCCCAGUUUCCUUGCAUUCAAAUGCGACUGUAAAAACUCAUGCGUCGUUGUCGUGGGACGAGCGAGUAUUGGACAUGAUGCGCGACUUUGAGAAGAAUCGCAAUCGUAGCACAAGAAAGAAGAGGGGGGAUGUUUUAACGAAAAUUAUUGGAGAUCUGACCAUCGAUUCAGUGCGGUUGGAAUCAAUACUAACAGAUUUAUACGUUUCCUUGAUGGUGCAGUUAAUCGAGGUGACACAGCAGCAUAAUCCAAAUUAUGAGCGUGGCUCAAAAGUUUUGCCACCAAUCCAAACUGCUCAGAAGAUUACCGUUCCUGCAGACAUAAUUGAUAUGAAACUGAGGAAGGCGAGCCUUGCUCUCAUGGAGUCGGACAAUGUCAAACAAAAUACGCAUAUUGUAAAUUGUACAUUGCACGAAAGCACCGCCAAACUAACUAGGUAA